UGCAAGAGAAAGAGAGGUGUAUAACAAGAGGUAUACCUGAAGAGCAGCAGCCCAUCCAAUCAGGAAUGAUGCAAUCCAGAAUUUCUUGUCUUUUAAAAGCUUCCUGGCCUCCAUUUCCCAAAAACCCUUAAACCCUAAUCCCAAAUUCAAUCAGAAUCAGUUCCAAUUCCAGAGACAGAAACCUUGAAAAGGGUGAAGCUUUUUGGGCCUAUUGGAUCAGAAUCAGACAUGGGCCUCCAAUAGAAUUCAUUAUUUGUGGGCUCAAAACCCAAAAGACUUGAACUUUAAACCUCAAAAGUUAAAACCACCACAAAAGCAGAGCCAUUUUAAUAAAAUUUGGCACCAUAAUCAUGAAACAAUUCCAUGCAGCUACCAAGAAUUAUCAACACUAUCUUGGCCUAUUCUCUUCAUGCAAAGAUUUGAAGUCCCUGCUUCAAAUCCAUGCCCAAUUGAUAGUCUCAGGUCUCCAACAACACCCUUCCACACUGACCCAUCUCAUAAAUUCCUACUCUUCCUUCCAAAGAUGUAAUUUUUCGCGCUCAGUUUUCAAUUCUGCGCAAAACCCAAGUGUUAGAUUAUGGAACUACAUGAUCAGAGCUCAUACCAGAGCAAAAGAAUUCAAACAAGCUCAAGAAAUGUACCAUUCUUUGUUAAAGCUAGGUCUAGAGCCAGACAAGUAUACCUUCAACUUUGCCCUGAAGGCUUGCACUGCUGCAUUGGAUUUUGAAGAGGGUGUAUUGGUGCACCGUGAAGUAGAGCGUAAAGGGUUAGAGUAUGAUGUGUUUAUUGGGACCAGUCUGAUUGAUGUGUAUUGUAAAAUGGGGGAGGUGAAAUGUGCAGGAGAGGUGUUUGAUAGAAUGCCUGAGAAAGAUGUUGUGGCAUGUAAUGCUUUGAUUGCCGGGUUGGCGAAAAGCGAGGAUCCUAAGGAAGCAGUGGAGUUUUUUAGGAGGAUGCAAUGUUGGGGGAUGGGGGUGAAUUUAGUGAGCUUGUUUAACUUGGUUCCAGCAGUGUCUAGAUUGGGGGAUAUUGAUUCUUGUAGGUGUAUUCAUGGGUAUGUGGUUAGGAGGGAGUUGGGUUCAGAGGUUUCAAAUGGGUUGGUUGAUAUGUAUUGCAAGUGUGGAGAUGUGGAUGUUGCUCGCAGGGUUUUCGAGAUGGUGCAGGGUGGUGGUGAUGAUGGUGGUGUUUUGUGGGGGACAAUGAUGGCGGGGUACGCGAGUAAUAGAUGUUUUGUUGAGGUUUUGGUGUUGUUUGAUUGCUUGAAAGGGGAGGGGUGUAGAAUGAAUAAGGUUUGCAUCAUGAGUGCACUUUUGGCUGCUACUGAGAUGAGAGAUUUGGAGAAAGGGAGGGAGAUCCAUCUUUGUGCUUUAGAAGUAGAAGUCGAUUCUGAUGUUUCGGUUGCUACUUCUAUAAUGACCAUGUAUGCAAAAUGUGGAGAAAUAGAGAAAGCAAUGCAAUUGUUUGAGAGACUUGGGGAAAGAGAUUUAGUUGCUUGGUCUGCACUUAUAUCUGCUUGUGUCCAGUCUGGUUUUCCUGAAGUGGCAUUGUCUCUCUUUCGAGAUAGGCAGAAUGAAAAUCUCAAACCAUGUGGCAUAACAUUGGUCAGCGUCCUUGCAGCAUGUGGGGAGCUUUCAUAUCUGAAAUUUGGUAAGAGCAUACAUUGCUAUGCUGUUAAGGCUGAUAUUGAUUCUGAUAUUUCUACUGGGACAGCCCUAGUCUCCAUGUAUGCUAAAUGUGGAUUCUUUACUCCUGCCUUGAUUAUAUUCAACAGAAUGCCAUCUAAAGAUGUUGUGACGUGGAAUGCACUUAUAAAUGCAUAUACCCAAAUAGGUGAUGUCUACCAUGCUAUUGAUAUGUUGGAUGAGUUAUGGUUGUCUGGAAUAAAACCUGAUGCAGGAACGAUGGUGGGUAUGGUCUCGGCUUGCAGCUUAUUAAAUGAUCUAAAUCAUGGUACUUGUAUUCAUGGACAAAUUAUAAAGAAUGGGUUUGAACAUGAUGCACCUUUGAAAAAUGCUCUUAUUGGCAUGUAUUGCAAAUGUGGUGACAUUUCGUCAGCUGAAUUUCUAUUUAAUAGAACAAAAUUAAUGAAAGAUGUGGUAUCCUGGAAUGUAAUGAUUGCAGGAUACAUGCAGGGUGGAUAUGCCAGGGAAGCUAUAUCUGUGUUUCACCAGAUGAAAUUAGAGAACUGUCAGCCUAAUUUAGUCACAUUUGUUAGCAUCCUUCCUGCAGUGGCAUAUCUAGCAGCAUUACGAGAGGGCAUGGCUUUUCAUGCCUGCAUUAUCCAGAAUGGGUUUCUAUCUAAUACACUUGUGGGAAAUUGUCUUAUUGACAUGUAUGCUAAAUGCGGACAGCUCGAUCAUUCAGAAAAAUGCUUUGAAGAGAUGGAACUCAAGGACAAAGUUUCGUGGAACACAUUGCUUGCGGCGUAUGCAAUGCACGGACAAGGGGAUCAUGCUAUUGCACUUUUAUCGCUGAUGCAAAAGAGCUGUAUCCAACUUGAUUCUGUGUCAUUCAUCAGUCUCUUGUCUGCCUGCAGACAUGCGGGUUUGAUAAAAGAAGGAAAGGAAGUUUUUCAGGUCAUGUGUGAAAAGCACCAUCUUGAACCAGAGUUGGAACAUUAUGCUUGUAUGGUAGAUCUUCUAGGCCGUGCUGGUUUCUUUGAUGAAGCUUUAGAUUUGAUUAAUACGAUGCCCAUGGAGCCUGAUGCCGGAGUCUGGGGAGCAUUAUUAGGGGCAUGCAGGAUGCAUUCAAAUGCAAAGUUGGGAGAAGUUGCGUUGAGUCAUCUUGUUAACCUUGAGCCUACAAAUGCAACCAAUUACAUAGCUUUAUCAGAUAUACAUGCACAUUCUGCUAGAUGGGGUGAUGCUUGCAAGACAAGAUCAAAGAUGAAGAGCUCUGGGUCGAAGAAAAUGCCAGGAUGUAGUUGGGUAGAGGUCCAAAACAGGGUUCAUACGCUACAGGCGGGUGACUACAACUACCGCCAACUUGGAACAGAGAGCUGAGAGAUGAAUGCAAGUUAAUCGGCGUAUUCUAUAGGUCAUUACAGAGAGCAGUUGACAGAAGAAUUUAUCUUCUUACCUAUGGUAACACAUAUGGAUCUCCUACUGGAGUCUGGCAUUUUCCAGAAAUAGCUUACGAGUCUGAGGGGACAUUGUGGAAGUCUGCAGGAUCUACAUAAGUCUGUCCUACACAUAUAUUUUUUGGAAAUACUCUUAUGGGCCCUUUGCGAUGGAGUUAUCAGAGAAUUUUACCUAUUCUCACUCUCCAUCUUUUAAGCAAUUCCUUCUUAAGUCUCAAGUGAAUGCGAUGAAGAAGUUAAAAAUUGGGAAGUGUGAGGAUUUUGUUUGGGUGACCAAGGAUGGAUUGAUGGAAUGUUUUCCCGAUCUUGAAGAUUCAUUUUGUGAAUAUGCCUAGCUUUUUCUACCAUACUUUCAUCAGAUUGUGCAUAAAGAUAUACCAGUGUGUCGUUUGUCAUACAGAGGCUGAAAAUCUCGUAAAUGAUCAAUCAGGAUUCAGGAGUCGGGCACUCAUUUUUGGAACCCCACGUGACAAGAGCUAGGAGCUAAAAGUUUUGCUAUUUACUUGCUGUAGUAUGCUCCCAUUUAAGCUUUUCAGGUCAUCUUGAACCAGCAGAUCAGUUGGAACAUUAUGCUUGUUUGGUAGAUAGAUCUUGUCAACCCUGCUUGUUUAUUCAAUGAAGCUUUAGCUAUAAUUAAUUCAGCGGCGAUGAAUCUUGAUGCCGGAGUAUAGGGGAGCGUUAUCAGGGGAAUACAGUGCAUUGCAAUGUGAAGUUGGGAGUAGUAGCGUUGAGUCAUCUUGUUAAAGCUUUAUCCUUCAAAUGCUACUAAUUACUCAUCUUUAUCAGGUAUACACGCGCAUUCUGCUGUGAUGAAUAGCCAUGAUCGAAAAAAAGGCCAGGAUGUAGUUGGGUGAGGGUCCAAAGCAGGCUUCAUACAUUUCAGGCAGGUUACUACAACUAACCCCGACUAGGAGCUGAGAGCUAAGAGCAUGUGAAUUUGCUCUGGAAAAUUUUACAAAGAUCGCCAGGACCUAAGAGAGCUGCACAAUGCAGAUUAUCAUACAAUGUCUGUGGAAUGAGUACUCGGGCGUAGUUGAAAGGAGGACUGAAGCUUUGCAAUGUUGCUGAAAUUCCCAAUUUCAUUCAGGCGGAGAAGUGGUUUUAGUCCAACUGAAUGGCAUCACAAAGAUAUUGAUGAUUGACAGAGUGGCAUUUGGUGACUUGGCCCUUGUUAAGAAUUAGGGGUCAGCAAGAGAAAAGAAGUUGGAUAGGCACUAAAAACAUGACUUCACAAUUUAUUGAAAAUCCGAAUGCACUCACAUAAUGUUGUCU
Molecule: messenger RNA, 4348 nt
Organism: Rosa chinensis
Lineage: Eukaryota; Viridiplantae; Streptophyta; Magnoliopsida; Rosales; Rosaceae
Product: pentatricopeptide repeat-containing protein At2g39620
Exons: 3
Coding region: 351-2999 (882 amino acids)
Biological process (GO): RNA modification
Molecular function (GO): RNA binding; protein binding
Source: RefSeq, a predicted model, not a curated record